Aspergillus homomorphus CBS 101889 is the source of this 1781-nucleotide messenger RNA. RefSeq names its product SF3a splicing factor complex subunit PRP9. Bases 48 to 1562 code for a protein of 504 amino acids. Gene Ontology annotation, molecular function: RNA binding. Lineage: Eukaryota; Fungi; Ascomycota; Eurotiomycetes; Eurotiales; Aspergillaceae. The transcript has 3 exons. The record is from RefSeq and is a predicted model, not a curated record. Gene Ontology annotation, cellular component: spliceosomal complex. Gene Ontology annotation, biological process: mRNA splicing, via spliceosome.
AGCAUUACAUCGCAUUCACGCAGCGGGACUUGGUGCGCACUUUCAACAUGCUUCUUGAAGAACAGAGAUUUAUUCAUGAGGAUUUGGAGCGGCUGGAGCAGGCUAUUGCCGACCGCGUUGCUGAAGAGCCCCGUAACUUACGGGAUCGCCUCAAUCGCGACCAUGAAAUCUCACACUUCCUCAACCGCAUAGAAGAGCAGUCGAAGAGGCUGCUUGACAUUUAUAAAGAUGCUGAUGGCGCGCGCAACAAGGAAAUUCAAGCUAUCUCAACCGGCGACCAGUUCGAGGAGUUUUACCGACAGCUGGACGAAAUCAAGGACUUUCACAAGCGCUAUCCCAAUGAACCGGUCGAGAAUCUCGAGCGCGCUUACAAGCGCCGUCAGCUCGGCGACGGCGAAACGACGGGGAUGGAAGUUGACAAUCUGUUUACUGGAGAGGAGAGCUACGGACAGUUCCUGGAUUUGACGACCUUACACGAGGAGUACCUCAAUCUUCCUGGAGUCAAGCGACUUUCGUACAUUCAGUAUCUCGACAUCUUCGAUGCCUUCACGCCCCCGCAGCUUCCGAUCAAGCGCAGCAACAAAAUUUCGGAUAAAUACUUCAAGUACGUUGGCGGACUCGCGAGCUACCUGGAAAGCUUUAUCAAGAAGGUCCGGCCACUGCAGGAUCUUGGCAAGCUUUUUGCCAGCUUCGACGAGGAAUUCGAGAAGCAAUGGUCGGCUAACGAAGUUCCGGGAUGGACGGAGGAGAAGGCCGAGAAUGGGGCUCAGGGUCCUAAGACUGAAGGGACCGGCGAGGGUAUCUGGUGUGCCGACUGCGAGAGGGAGUUCAAGAAUGAGAAUGUCUACAAGAAUCAUUUGACGGGCAAGAAGCACAUCCGAGCUGCUGAGGCUCGUAAAGCUGCUGGAGACUCCGGCGACAGACCUGCACCAUCUGCAGGUGCUGGGAUUUCAGGUGCCCACAAACUCAAGGAACGCGCGGUAGCAGAGCGGGAACAUCGCGUCCGGUCUCUUACACAAGUUCUCAGUUCAGAGCGUGAGGCGACAAAGAUCAACGUCGAGCGCAAGCAGGGCAUGACUGAAAGGGAACGUCAGAUGGAGCUCGAGGCGCUCAUGAACGAGUCGGAGUAUCCCGGCGGAGAUCGUGGAAACGAUCAAUCUGAUGACGAAGGGGACGACCGAAUCUACAACCCUCUGAAGCUGCCACUUGCUUGGGACGGGAAGCCCAUUCCUUACUGGCUUUAUAAGCUGCAUGGUCUUGGUGUGGAAUACCCAUGCGAAAUUUGCGGAAACUUCGUAUACAUGGGUCGCCGCGCCUUUGACAAGCACUUUUCUGAAGCUCUGCACAUUUUCGGUCUGAAGUGCUUGGGCAUCACAUCGAACACCAACCUUUUCCGCGAGAUCACUCGAAUCGAUGAGGCAUUGCGGUUAUGGGAGAAGCUCGAAAAGGACCGCAAGAAGGAUAGAGACAACCGUGACAACGUCGUACAGAUGGAGGAUGCGGAAGGAAACGUCAUGCCGGAGAGGAUCUAUCUUGAUCUCCAAAAACAGGGUAUCUUGUAACCGGCAAACUUCCGUUAUGCCCUUCAGCCGAUCAGUCUCACCUAUUUGUCUCGUUGCUUAAUUUGAAAAGCCUGGAGUUUGGCGGUGUCAUUGUUUCUCUAAUUACUUAUGGUUAACUGGACCACUGGGACCCUCGUUGGUUAGAAUUGACUGGUUCUGUGCAGAAACUUAUACACUCUCGCGCAUUCUGUAUUUUAUACAAGAAAUUCAUGAGCAUGA